Messenger RNA from Amorphotheca resinae ATCC 22711, 2335 nucleotides. RefSeq lists its product as hypothetical. Gene Ontology annotation, molecular function: ubiquitin protein ligase activity; zinc ion binding. The record is from RefSeq and is a predicted model, not a curated record. Bases 64 to 2154 code for a protein of 696 amino acids. Gene Ontology annotation, biological process: protein ubiquitination; ubiquitin-dependent protein catabolic process. The transcript is spliced from 2 exons. NCBI's taxonomy places the organism in Eukaryota, Fungi, Ascomycota, Leotiomycetes, Helotiales, Amorphothecaceae. Gene Ontology annotation, cellular component: nucleus.
UCACAUCCCACUAUCACGACAAACCACUAAUGUUUCGCAAAUAAUGAGGUUUCUGUUCACCAAAUGAGCCACCUCGUAUCUGACUUCCUUAUCAACCCAGUUUUACGACAAGCCCGCCGAUUCUCUCGCUCCAACACAGCUGGAGACCUCGACUCAUUGUCAAACCAAGAAGCCCUACCCGAUAAUAGCCAUGAAACCGCUGUUGAUGGUGCAACCGAGGGAAUUGAGAAUUUGAAUGGACUGGAAAUGACAGGUGAUGAGGUAGUUGGGGAUACCGGUGAGAACAUACCUGGUGCACUGUCGCCCUCAUCACAUGGGGAAGAGAAUGGAGCAGUUGAAGGAGGAUCACAGCGGCCAGAAGUUGGCAGAAUACCCGGUACAAGGCCAACAUCGGGAAAUUCAAAUCUGAUACCACCGCCUCUAAACACUCUACUGUCUGACCCUGGACAUAUUGAUACCGACGUCUCGGACAAUUCAUCGUUUGGUCUGAGCGACUCAUUAAGCAGAAUGAGUCCUGCAGAAGGUCCAUCUCGGCGUGCGACGCAGGAAUCAUCACAAUCUGUUCCAGCCAGUCGGUGUAGGAAUAAUUCAUUGCCUGCCGAUGAUGGGAUGAGUGCUCUGCGGCAACAGAUCAUCCGGAUUCAAGCCAUGGAGGUCCCAGCAGAGCAGAAGGCGCGGAUGAUGCAUGAGCUUAUGACACAAGGGUACUAUGGGUCCCAGGAAGCCCUUCAUGCCAAAAGCCAACCACGAGCCCCCUCACCUACGGGUAUGAUCAGUCAGGAGCGGCCUAGUACGUCUGGACCUCUAAGUUCUUUCCUGUGGCAGAUCAAUGGUGGUUCCGAUGGUCCUCCUUCCAAUCAACAACACACGUUUCAUCUCUCUGUAGAUGAUCUGAAACGUACUUAUGCCCCAUUGGAUCCCCCAGAGGCCGACGAAGACGGGAUCAUUCAGCCCAUGGAAGAAGUCCAAGUGCUUGGAUGUCAACACUACAAACGAAACGUGAAGCUACAAUGUUCAACGUGUGACCGAUGGUACACCUGUCGAAUGUGUCAUGAUGAGGUUGAAGAUCAUAUUCUCAUUCGACAUGCUACAAAAAAUAUGCUAUGCAUGAUUUGUGGUUAUGCGCAGCCUGCUGGAGAGUUCUGUGCUGAAUGUGGCGAAAGAACAGCGUGGUAUUAUUGCAAUGUUUGCAAGUUAUGGGACAACGACCCUAACAAAAACAUAUAUCACUGCAAUGAUUGUGGAAUUUGUAGGAAGGGUCGUGGACUUGGAAAGGACUUCUUCCAUUGCAAGACUUGUGGUGUUUGCAUGUCCAUGUCCGUGGAGCGUUCACAUAAAUGUAUAGAACGAGUCUCCGAUUGCGAUUGCCCGAUUUGCGGAGAAUACAUGUUCACGUCUCCUCGUCCUGUUGUCUUCAUGCUUUGUGGUCAUAGCAUUCAUCAAGCUUGCUAUUAUGAGCAUAUGAAGACCUCUUACAAAUGUCCAAUAUGUAGUAAGAGUACCGUCAAUAUGGCUACCCAGUUCCGCAAUUUGGAUAGGGCGAUUGACAAUCAGCCAAUGCCCCCUCAGUUUCGCGACACAAAGGCAAUGGUCUCCUGCAACGACUGCUACGCCAAAAGUGCUGUUAAAUACCAUUGGCUCGGACUCAAAUGUGCUAUCUGCGAUUCGUACAACACAGUCCAACUUUCAAUUUUGAGCGAUCCUGCUGUGGCGGUCCCUCCCAUUGAGAAUAGAGAAACCGAAAGUCGAGCUGCCCUUGGCCAAGCAGCAGGAGAAAGCACGUCCUCAACACAUCUCGCACCUGUGCCAACACGCUCCAGGAGGCACUCCUUGCACGCGACUACUCCAGCAGUCUCGUCAGAAAUUUCUAGUAGCUUACAGCGUAUGGCAAGAUCAGUGUCUCCAGCUCGCGGCGCGGGAUUUUUCGACAAUGCUAUGGCCAUCUUAGGAGGUGAAACCGAUGACUCGGGAGGUGAGGAUGAUGAACUUGAUUUUUGGGGGAGGGAUGAAAUUCGAAGUUCUACUUCAGCCGAGAAUAUUGAAGAGGAUCUGGAAGAUAACGAGGAUUCCGAGGACGAUUCCGCAUCUGCUGUAGAUGAUUGUGAUGAUGAAGGAGAGGAUGAGGAUGAGUUUGAAUUACUCGGUCAUCGCUGAUACGUGCAAGGUCUUGGAAGAGGGUUCAGGCGCACGGUUCGGCGUUUUCACACAUGCAUACGAAAUAUAAUGAUGGUAGUUGGCUGUACUUGUAUGAUUGGGGAGUUUUGGAUGGUGGAUACGGAGAGGCUGGAUACCCAUAGUUAUGCUUGAGCCGUAUCCACAAAAUAGUGUAAGGACU